This is a messenger RNA of Osmerus eperlanus (European smelt), 1280 nucleotides long. RefSeq lists its product as uncharacterized. The transcript is spliced from 7 exons. The record is from RefSeq and is a predicted model, not a curated record. NCBI's taxonomy places the organism in Eukaryota, Metazoa, Chordata, Actinopteri, Osmeriformes, Osmeridae. Gene Ontology annotation, cellular component: membrane. The coding region runs from base 164 to 946 and encodes 260 amino acids.
UGCCAAAGGGGAAGUUCGUUUGGAAAUUCGUUCCCGUAAAAGCUCCAAGGAAUUAUGUCAGUAGGGUAAACAAACGAACAGGCUAUUUCCGUGUUUUAUACACUACGACACCUUGGAAAGAGGGACUGCUUACCAAAAGAGUUCAAAUAUUUGCUCAAUUGACAUGUCCACCACCAUCACCAACGCAAAUGGAGUCGUGGUAGUCUCACAGUUCUUUCCGCAAAAUGAAAGAGGCCAAAUCACUGUCCCGGCACCACAAGUUAAACGCGAAGUCCCUUAUUCAGCACCUGCUGAGCCAAGUAAGGUUUCUGAAAUGACAAGGAUAUUCCUGCGCGGCGAGCCGCAAUCCCUUGGGAUUUUACAGAUUUUCAUUGGAAUGUUGUUCGUGUUGGUGAGCUUGACCGCGAUCAUCUCUCCAACCCUGCAUAUCCAGGCACCUCUUUUCCUGGGAGUUGCAUUUGUCAUAUCUGGAUCUUUAUCUGUGGCUGCUCGUAAAGGGAAAAGUCUGGGUAUGAUGAGAGCAACUAUGGCUCUGAACAUCAUCAGUGCCAUUGUUAGUCUGGCUGGAAUUGGAUAUCUCAGUUUACUGCUGGCUACAGCCUCCAGUGACAGAAUCUGUGAUAUUUCACAUUACGAUGAAGAAAACAAUAACACAUGGAGAGAUAGAUGCAUGUGGAUGGCCUGGAAACUGACUAGUCUGAUGUACGGGAUCUGGGGCCUGCUGCUGGUCCUCACGGUGCUAGAAGUCUGUGUUUCGAUCUCUGGCGCCGUCUUCUCUGGAAAAGCCAUUCACCGCCGUGGGAUGCACAGCAUUGUGGUGAUGGUUGAGAACAGACACACCCAAUUCCCAGUGACCAGCGCUGCUUCUGUGUCUGAUGAUGACGUUGCCCUCCUGAACGGCUGCGGUGAUGACGCGGUCCCUGCUCCUCCAGCAUACCAUCCCUGAGGCCCAUCUACUGUCUCUCUACAUGGUGCAGCUCAUUGCACCAUUUCUUGUGGCACUUCUAGCAGCAAAUUACAUUGUGGUUAUAGUAUGCAAAUAUAUUUACGCAAUCACUGAAGCAUUUCUUAACUACUUUAAGCAUUUUUCCCCCCACUAUGCAGAAUGUGUUGUCGUCAUAUAAUGAUUGACAUUGUGUUGAAGGAUUUUUUUCAUUAGUUUAAAAAGCUAAUACAUGUUGGUCUGUCAAACCCUUUCAUGUAGAGCUCAAAUGUUUUACUAUAAACAUUCUGAUUCAUUUAAUCUAUUCCAUUAAAUAAUUGUUUUGGUCUCUCACGGA